Molecule: messenger RNA, 522 nt
Organism: Strongylus vulgaris
Lineage: Eukaryota; Metazoa; Nematoda; Chromadorea; Rhabditida; Strongylidae
Source: the annotation of a GenBank genome assembly
UCCGCACAAGUCAAUGCAGAAAGACACAAUAUGUGGGUGAAGAUCACUCAUCUUACCAACGAAAAGUAUGGGAAUGUUCUUAGCCCACUUGGAGUUGAACAAGCUAAGAAGCUGUUCUCAAACUGCAAACGACGUCGCAGAUUGCGUCCGGAAUCGUUCAGUGACAAUUGGCCUUUGUUGUCUCCUCUAGAGACGUUAUUGUCUUCCAAUGUUGAUAAUCCGGCUGAUGCUACUAACUCUUCCGACGCUGUACCGGCGCUGGAUGGUGUGUUAUCCAACGAUGAACCUCCUCCUGAUCAGCACCUCCAGCAUCUUAUGCGCGGACUCGACCUCAGCGUUGCAAUUAGAGAGCUGCGCCGUCAGCUGGCCGAACGUGAAACCGAAGUGGCUCGUCUUCAACGCAUUAUCGUCGAACAAGCGAAUGGAUACAGAGCUCGUAUCAAUUCUAUUGCCGAAUUUCUGAAAGCUACAGCUGAUAAGAAGGUUGCACAGGACAUUCAUGAUUACUUGGGCCUCGUCUAA